Microbotryum saponariae is the source of this 3524-nucleotide messenger RNA. Lineage: Eukaryota; Fungi; Basidiomycota; Microbotryomycetes; Microbotryales; Microbotryaceae. The record is from the annotation of a GenBank genome assembly.
AUGAGCACCGUCGCUUGCCUCGCUUGUCAGUUGCGAUGCAGUCCCCGCGUAUUGCCGGUGAAGGCCAAAGCUGAGCUGGUGAUCUUCUUCACGUUAUACAGGCUCCGAACAAAUUUCAACGACCUCAAAGCACCAACGACCCACUUGCGACGGACAAUACCCAUGCACGUCGUGUAGGCGCUCGUCGAUCACGUGCUACUACCCACCGCCUCCUCCACCCCCACGAAGCGGAGGUGACCAUGACUACCGGAACCCAUACAACGAGACAUGGUCGCACCACCUCAAGUUGACUCCGGGAGCCUUUGGGGCGGCCAGAUUGGAGCUUCAGAUCGACGACGAGGACGAGGAUGAUGAGCAACGGUUGCUAGGAUUCAAAUGGGUUCAAGCGGUUCAGCAGCGACAAGGUGGGCUACGGUACCCGAGCCGGCCCUUUUGAGCAAAAGCAGUCGAGUUGCUGUGCUGAUCCUCUUCCUUUGUUCAGACUUGCGUAUCCGGCCCAAUCCUUCCAGACCACCGAUACGACGCUACAGGUCGACCGCCGUCCCGUACGACGAAGCCGAGGCGAUCGAAAUUCAAGGCGAUAGAUUGGCUGCGGCGAGCAGGGUCGAGCUCUUUCGGCAAUUUGUAGGUCGUAGCCGCAAAGCAGAUGCUCAAUAUGGAAGCGAAUCUCAUCAUGAGGUCAUAUUAAUCCUUCUAACCAGUCUAUUCUCCGCUCGAGCCCCCCUUUUCAUCCUUCAAUCUUGCUCUCGGCGAUGAUCAACGAGCGACGCUCCGAUGCCGACAAAUCUUUGAACCUCAAUCUCGGCAACUGUCUAGCUUUGACAUCGAUCACACAUUACGAUGGUACCUCUUCAGUCUGUGCCGCUUGGCGCACAAGUACGAGCACAGCUACGUCGGCCGAAGGCGGUAGGACUACCUCGAUCGGAUGGGCGCAGACUUUUCCCUCCCCGGCAGCAUGCGCUGAAGACUCAUCUACAAUACCAACGACCCGCAUUUCACCGUGUGGUGAACCUCUGCUUGAGACACCAUGUUCUACACCCAUCGUCCAUAUGGAGCUUUCGCCUCUUCCCAUCCCUUCUACCGCUCUACUCGCAACGCGGACGAUGACCGACUUCACAUUGACCCACCUGGCUGUGCAUCCCUCAUCAAACUACAGCACGUCGAAGCCUCAGAUCCUCAACUCAUUCACCUAUGCCUCCGCCUCCUUCUUCCGUCGACCCAUCACUUCCUUCUCUCUGUCCCCGCAUCAACUCGGCUCGGGUGCCUUGAUCGAUACCGACGGAUCGGUCUUUAGUUUUGGCAUCGGAGUGCGAGGGUCAGAUCGGAUAGGCGAUCCGAAUGGGGAUUGGAAAGGGAAGGCACCGGAGAUGUAUAGGUUGAGGAAAGGGGAUGCCAAGCAAGGCAAGUUCAGAAGGCUUGGGUGGGGAAGGGAUGAGAGGGAAUUGAUCGUCGCGAGUCAACGUGAGGUCACUUUGUAUGAUCUCAGAGUAGGUGGGAAUGGGAUCAGUCGCAGUCGAAAGUCGCGCAAAAGGACUGACACUCUUGAAGCUACAGUCCCCAACCUCAUCUCUCGUCAUUUUCACCUCCCCCGCAUCAAGUAACGUCGAUUCAUGCAUCACCUCCCUCCUCACCCGCCCCUCAACGCCCUAUGCGGCCAUCUCGACCCCUUCGUCACCCCUCACGAUCCUCGACGCUCGCUUCCCCCUCCGUCCGAUCCUGUCUUUCCCUAUGCCUCGAGUCGGUCCAACGGGAAAAGGCUACGAUCGGACGUUAUACCUUUUCACGAUAGGCACCCUUUCGAGCGCAAAUACGGAUUCGGGAGAUGUUUGGCGUAUCGGCCUCGCCUCUCGCCUUCAUUCAGGGAUCGAAGUCUACACCCUCGAGAUCAAAGGUGGAGUCGUAACUAGUCUUCUGGACCCGUAUUCGAUACCUGGCCCAGUGGUAGCGAUGGAGGAUGGGAUGAGGUGGUCGAGGAGUGGGAUCGGGGUUGCGGGCGAGGAAGGGGGGUGGAGGUUUUUGGAAUCUGAGAUGGGGGGUGGGUUGUGGGAACGUGGGGCCCUGGUGGGGGAGAAACGGCGGGAGGGUCGGGUGGACGUAGAUUGGGGGCAAACAGGGCAAGAAUUCAAGCGUUUGCAGGACUCGGGGAUCCCAGUCGUGGAAGGGAAAGAAAUGAAGCCUCUCAGUGGGUUGGCUAGGAUGUUGGAUAAUGAUCGGAGGGUGCAAAGGUCGACGAUGCGAGUUGCGGAUCUCACGGAGGAGGGUCAUGAGGAUGAGCCGCCGAGGGCGGAACAGAUGAAGACGCUGUAAGUCUAGGUGAAGGGAAGAGUCGUAUGAUUAAACUUUCUAACACGUUCGCCAACUGCAGCUACGACAUUCUGUCUGAUCGACUCACUUCCACGGAGAGACCCGCGCUACCAAAGCGAGCACGGCUCGAUUUUGACGACGACGAGCUCGCCCAGGUGGAGGAAGCGCUGUCGCAUCGAUUUCCAACAGAGUUCCAGCACUUUCUGAAAACCUUGGAUGCUCACUCCGACAAUCCAGGCUCGGCUGUAGCACUUGCUCGGCUGUACGACUGCUCACCUGAGUUGACCGAGGCGUCGGUCGAAGCCUACACUCGGACCCUCCGAAGCCGCUACGGGCAAGCCAAUUCGAUCGACGAGCCGUAUACUCCUCACCUUUCGCUCGAUCUCGCUCUCUCAACUCGAGCAUAUUCUGAUCGACCGGUCAUCCCUGACCCGCCCCCUCGACCCGACUUGAUAAAUCGACCUCUGCCCGCGCGCCUCUCCGAGGACGAGGAUAUACCUUCGUUGCACUUGGCGUAUUUCAAACCUCAGCGAUUGGGUCGACUCUUCGCUAGUGCUAGAGCGGGAUCUUCCGUCCAACUUUACGACGAGGAGCAUGGAUCCGAGUCGUCCGAUGAUGGAGAUGGGGCGGGUGCUUCUCUUGCGUCGAGCGGAGUUCGGAGGAUUUUGUCCGAGUGGCACACGGGUGCGGACCCCAAGUCGUACCAAUGGGAGGACAUGUACGUCGAUGAUGGUCGGGAUACGAACAAGAAGGGGGAAGAAAAGAAGGAAGAAUCCCAGCGAAGAACAGGGUUACCUUCAUCGUCGUUUCCUCGACGUAUUCACGAAGCCUACGGGUCUCGAGCACCACCGAGGAUCUUUAGCUCGUCCCAAGUUGUCCCCCCUUCCAUCGUCAUUCAUGCACCACCACCGCAACACAACGCCCGGCGAUCGCCGACCAAAAGAAGGGUUGAAAUCACGGACGAUCUAUCUCAGCCAUUGGACUCGUCACAAGAAUCCUCCGUGAGCGUACGCGAUUUCUCAGCCAGUCAACCCCCGACGUUGUCGCGGAGUGCGGGCGGGGUCGGGCCCCCGUCAUCUCCGAGGACGAUGGCGGCUUCUCAGUUUGUUCCGGGGGCUUUUGGGACGAGAGCGGGGAGUGGGACAGGUGGGGGUGGGUUGAGUUUGGAGGAGAGGCUGAAAGCGAAAAAGAAGGCCAAGAAGAGGGUCAGUGGAUUUUAG